AUUCUUAAGCCGGCUACUUAUCGGUGAACGCCAGUGGCAAGGGCGUCUGCCUGACGCAGGUAUUUUGGCUGAAGAUCUCGACAGUAGCCUUCACUGGCCUUAGGAAGAUAUGGGUGUGGACUACGUUGCACGAAAGUCUGCCAAGAAGCGGAAAAAGAAGGAACGGCAGGCGGUCGGCAAAGAUGGCGUCGCUCAGAGGGAGCGGCGGCGCAAGAAGAUUCGGCGGCUAUGUCAGGGUGUUUGCUAUAAAAUGCCCGCAUUGACUGAGGAGGACAAGCAGUGGUCAGAUGGGGAGGAUCAUAACGCAGGCGCGCCGGACAGCGACACCGAGGAGGCAAUUGCCCGGGCAAACUCCCAUCGCGAUGCCAGCACCAGCGGCGCCGACGACGCCAAGCAACCCAAAUCCACCAAAAAGCAGGACCAGAAAAAACGAAAGCGCAAGGAAGCAACCGCCGAUGGCCAGCAGGCUGGCAAGCUCUCCACAUCCGUAAAGCUCCUCGACCCCGCAGUCCUCGCGGAAAACGCUCGGCAGGCUGCGCUACGCAAGCUGCCUCCCGGCGCCAAGGCGGACGACCUGGAGCGCUUCCCGCCCCUGCUGCAGGCGUGCAUGCUGUCGCUACACCACGUGGAGCCCACCCCCAUCCAGGAGCUCUGCUGGCCGCCCGCGCUGGAGGGCGGGGACCUGCAGGGUGUCGCCGAGCCGGGCAGCGGCAAGACGCUGGCGUACCUGCUUCCGGGGCUGGUCAGGCUGCAG
This is a messenger RNA of Astrephomene gubernaculifera, 754 nucleotides long. The record is from the annotation of a GenBank genome assembly. Lineage: Eukaryota; Viridiplantae; Chlorophyta; Chlorophyceae; Chlamydomonadales; Astrephomenaceae.